Messenger RNA from Acanthosepion pharaonis, 924 nucleotides. The record is from the annotation of a GenBank genome assembly. Lineage: Eukaryota; Metazoa; Mollusca; Cephalopoda; Sepiida; Sepiidae.
AUGAUAUUUGAACGAAAUCUUCCGUCCCCUCCUUCUAUCUCUUUCUCCUUCUCCUUUCUAUCCUCACCAAUCCCUUUCCCCCAUGUCUUUCCUCUGUCUACUUCUUCGUUUAUCCUCCAUCUUAUUCCUUUCCCUCUUUUUCUUAUUUUUCCUGCUUGUCCUCCUCCUUUGUCCUGGUUCUUUUUUAUCAUCAUUUUUCUCAUACUCGCCAUUCUCCUCCUUGUUGUUGCUCUUUCUCUUCCUCUUUUUUUAUUCCCGUUCUCUUUUAAUCGCUACUUCUUGUUUCCUUUUUCCUCCCCAUACUUCAUCAUCAUCAUCAUCAUCUUUCUUUUUUUCUUCUACACCUUCUUCCUCUUUUUCUUCACCUCCACUUCCUCCUCCUCCUUGUUGCUUAUUAUUAUUUCCUUCACUUCCUUUUUACUUCUUCUUUUCUUUGUUACCCUUCACUUUCUCCGUUUUCCUCCUUGUUUAUUUUUCUCUUUUUUUCUCCUUUUACUUCUUUUUCGCCAUUCUCCGCCUCCUUUCACAUUAUCCUUAUUUUUCUCUAUUUUCAUCCUCCUUUUUCCUCUCAUUUUUCUUUCUUGUUAUUCUUAUUGGUUAAACUCUCUCCCUUUCUUUUUGCGUUUUCUUCUUCUUUCAAUUAAGAGUAUGUUUCUUACAGUACUUCAUGGCAAUCGAUGUAAGUGCGACUGGUCGAUAAUUGCUGGGGCCACGAAUAACAGCUUUUCCGGUAAGGGGGUCAUCAUGGCUGACUUUAGGCAGGAUGGUAUCGCAGAUUUCGACAAAGACAGGUUAAUUAUUUUCGUAAAGACCCCAGAGAGUUGGUUAGCACAUUCUUUCAGGAUACUUCCUUUCACCCCGUCAGGCCCAGCAGCUUUCUUCGAAUUCACUCCUCUGAAUACACUCAUAGCAUCAUGCUUAUGA